GCCCUCUUGAUCAUAUUGGUCAAUUAGAGGUCACAUGUCCUCUCCCUUCCAAUCAGAACUUAAUGUAGUGGCUCGCACUGAGGAAAGUGGACAUUUGCCCCUGCGAGGCUUCACAUCUGUCUGUUUCUUCUCUGAGGUCGUACUUUUUAUAUCAGGAAUAAGAUGGCUUUUCCCGGAUACGGCGCUGGCCCCGGUGGAUUUCCAGGAAUGCAACAAGAUCCUCUCUAUGGUUAUUUUUCAGCUGUUGCUGGUCAGGAUGGACAGAUCUCAGCAGAUGAGCUGCAGCGCUGCCUCACGCAAUCUGGCAUCUCUGGCUCAUACCAACCCUUUAGCCUUGAGACAUGCAGACUGAUGAUCAAUAUGUUGGACAGGGAUCUGUCCUGCACUAUGGGCUUUAAUGAGUUCAAGGACCUGUGGCAGGCUCUGAAUGGCUGGAGGGGGACCUUCGCAUCCUUUGACCGGGACCAGAGUGGGACAAUAGAGGGCCAUGAGUUGCAGCAGGCCAUCAACUCCAUGGGUAAGAGCAAAUUAAAAUUAAGUUAUGACUUUGACAACAGUCAGGUGUCCACUGGAGCAUUGCAGCAUGUUUUGCUUGUUUGAGUUAUUCCCACUUUUCUUACUAAUCCCAAAGAGGUGCUGUAUAUGUACUAGUCAGUUUAGCUGUGAUGAGGGAUAGAAUCCAGCAUCCUUGUUCGAUGUAAAAAUACAUGUCAAAGUUUUUCUAAACCUUAUACAUCAAACAGAAAGGAUGUUAUCUAAAGUUAAAAUAUUUUAGUGCAAAAUUCUACAAAAGUUUAUACUGACCCUUCUCUGGACAGUAGAGACUGCCUAGAAGGUCUCUAAGGGAAAAGGACUUUGAACUUUGUCCCGCAUAUUUCUGUGUAUAUGGACUAUACAUGCACAGACUGCCUUGGGUUUUAGAGUGGCAAUAAAGUAGAUGUUAGCCAAGUGCU
Haplochromis burtoni (Burton's mouthbrooder) is the source of this 953-nucleotide messenger RNA. RefSeq names its product sorcin. Lineage: Eukaryota; Metazoa; Chordata; Actinopteri; Cichliformes; Cichlidae. The transcript is spliced from 6 exons. The record is from RefSeq and is a predicted model, not a curated record. The coding region runs from base 163 to 600 and encodes 145 amino acids. Gene Ontology annotation, molecular function: calcium ion binding.